AUGAAUCAUUCAAAUGCGAGAAAGUUAACUACUCUCCAUGGAUUUAUAUUAAAGAGAAAUCUAUCAUCUUUUCACGCCUCACUGAAGCGGUUUUCAGAUAAAAAGUUCUUCAAUCCGAACCAUGAGGACGGUGGUGUUGUGGUGGAGCGAUUAUGUAGAGCUAAUAGAUUUGGUGAAGCCAUUGAUGUAUUAUGUGGACAGAAGCUCUUAAGAGAAGCUGUUCAACUUCUGGGUCGGGCUAAGAAGCCACCUGCUUCUACUUAUUGCAAUCUCAUUCAAGUUUGUAGCCAAACACGUGCUCUUGAAGAAGGUAAGAAGGUCCAUGAACACAUUAGGACUUCUGGGUUUGUACCUGGGAUUGUUAUAUGGAACCGUCUUUUGAGAAUGUAUGCGAAAUGUGGUAGCUUGGUUGAUGCACGGAAGGUGUUCGACGAAAUGCCGAAUAGAGAUUUGUGUUCGUGGAAUGUAAUGGUUAAUGGGUAUGCGGAGGUUGGGUUGCUUGAGGAAGCGAGGAAGUUGUUUGAUGAAAUGACUGAAAAAGAUAGUUAUUCGUGGACGGCUAUGGUUACGGGUUAUGUUAAGAAGGAUCAGCCUGAAGAGGCAUUGGUGUUGUAUAGUUUGAUGCAACGGGUACCGAAUUCAAGACCAAACAUUUUUACAGUUUCUAUUGCAGUAGCUGCUGCUGCUGCGGUUAAAUGUAUCCGUAGAGGGAAAGAGAUUCAUGGGCAUAUCGUUCGAGCUGGUUUGGAUUCAGAUGAAGUGCUUUGGAGUUCAUUGAUGGAUAUGUAUGGAAAAUGUGGCUGUAUCGAUGAAGCAAGAAACAUAUUUGAUAAGAUUGUUGAGAAAGAUGUUGUCUCGUGGACAUCAAUGAUAGAUAGAUAUUUCAAGUCUAGUAGAUGGCGGGAAGGGUUUUCUUUGUUUUCCGAGUUGGUAGGUUCUUGUGAACGGCCCAAUGAAUACACUUUUGCUGGAGUCUUGAAUGCUUGUGCUGAUCUCACAACAGAAGAGCUAGGGAAGCAAGUUCAUGGAUAUAUGACAAGAGUUGGGUUUGAUCCUUACUCUUUUGCAUCAAGCUCUCUUGUAGAUAUGUACACCAAAUGUGGAAAUAUUGAAAGUGCAAAACACGUUGUCGAUGGAUGUCCUAAACCCGAUUUAGUUUCUUGGACUUCUUUGAUCGGAGGGUGUGCUCAGAAUGGGCAACCUGAUGAAGCCUUGAAAUAUUUCGACUUGCUCCUCAAAUCCGGCACUAAACCUGACCAUGUUACCUUUGUAAACGUCCUCUCCGCUUGUACUCAUGCCGGAUUGGUCGAAAAAGGACUCGAAUUCUUCUAUUCUAUAACUGAGAAACACAGGUUAUCUCAUACUUCUGAUCAUUACACUUGUCUUGUUGAUCUUUUAGCUCGGUCUGGAAGAUUCGAACAGUUAAAGAGCGUCAUUAGUGAAAUGCCGAUGAAACCGAGUAAGUUUCUGUGGGCUUCUGUGCUCGGUGGGUGUAGCACUUACGGAAACAUUGACCUAGCAGAGGAAGCGGCUCAAGAACUGUUCAAGAUAGAACCCGAAAAUCCUGUUACUUAUGUUACAAUGGCUAACAUCUAUGCUGCAGCAGGUAAAUGGGAGGAAGAAGGGAAAAUGAGAAAGAGAAUGCAAGAAAUCGGAGUCACCAAAAGGCCUGGUUCAAGCUGGACCGAGAUAAAACGGAAGCGUCAUGUAUUCAUAGCAGCGGAUACUUCGCAUCCAAUGUAUAACCAAAUAGUUGAGUUCUUGAGGGAAUUGAGGAAGAAGAUGAAAGAAGAAGGGUAUGUUCCGGCUACGAGUCUUGUAUUGCACGAUGUAGAAGAUGAACAAAAAGAAGAGAAUCUUGUGUAUCAUAGCGAGAAACUUGCUGUUGCAUUUGCAAUUCUAUCGACAGAAGAAGGAACGGCGAUUAAGGUGUUUAAGAACUUGAGGUCUUGUGUGGAUUGUCACGGUGCUAUUAAGUUCAUAUCGAACAUCACAAAGAGGAAGAUAACCGUAAGGGACUCUACUCGGUUUCAUUGCUUUGAGAAUGGACAAUGUUCUUGUGGAGAUUAUUGGUAACGAUAAAAACUAUUUGUGAUACAUCCACUUUAAGCCACUAUGAUUUAUUUCUACUACAAUUGCAAAUUAGUCACUGAGUCAUAGGAAUUGUACAUUGUUUAAAGAGUUUUGUUUUGUAGAACCUUAAUGUACAUAAAAUCAACAUUUGAGAGAUUAAGGAAUAAAGGCA
This is a messenger RNA of Arabidopsis thaliana (thale cress), 2245 nucleotides long. RefSeq names its product Pentatricopeptide repeat (PPR) superfamily protein. Gene Ontology annotation, biological process: RNA modification. Gene Ontology annotation, molecular function: RNA binding; zinc ion binding. The coding region runs from base 1 to 2076 and encodes 691 amino acids. The record is from RefSeq and is marked reviewed. The transcript has a single exon. NCBI's taxonomy places the organism in Eukaryota, Viridiplantae, Streptophyta, Magnoliopsida, Brassicales, Brassicaceae.